Molecule: messenger RNA, 1128 nt
Organism: Closterium sp. NIES-65
Lineage: Eukaryota; Viridiplantae; Streptophyta; Zygnematophyceae; Desmidiales; Closteriaceae
Source: the annotation of a GenBank genome assembly
AUGCCUCUUAUUGAUAACGUUCGGGCAGACAGGAGAAAAGAUCGAGUCGAGACGACUCCGGAGCAGCUGGCAGCAGCGUCUGCCGAGGCUGAGAGAAUGUCAGUGGCCACUGGCAUGAGGACACGUGUCAUUGGGUGGUACCACUCGCACCCACACAUCACUGUUCACCCGUCCCAUGUCGACGUGCGCACACAGGGCAUGUACCAGAUGCUGGACGAGGGCUUCGUGGGGCUCAUAUUUUCUGCCUUCAACCGCGCCUCCUCGCAUGCCCAGGCGGGUCAGCUACAGGCAGUGGCGUUUCAGUCCGUGUCAGCACGCGACAAGGAGCAGAGGGAGCAGCGGUCACAGCACACCCCGGCACGGGGGCAGUGGGCGCAGCUGGGCACCAAGAGAGAGCACUCGUCACACCCCUCUGUCUCAGACCUCGAGCCUCAGGAGCUGGCAGUGGUGCUGGCUGCUGUGGAUGAUGACGUCCCAUCAUCCGACUUCACAGCAUGGGAGGUGCCAAUAAAGGUGGUUUCUUCAGCCCGAGCCUUCCCCUCCCUGCCCCGUGCACAUGCCGUGGCGCCCCUGACUGGGCUGCAGCGCAUGCUGUUGGUGGAGGAGAAGGAGGCGUAUGAGAAGGCGGUAGAGCAUGCAGGCAGGUGGGUGGUUAUGCUGCAGCGGAUGCUGCUAAUGGAGGAGAAGGAGGCGUAUGAGAAGGCGGUAGAAGAAGCGCACAGGUAUGUGCACACUGCAAUGUGCCCCUCUACAUUCAUGUGGUGCCCUCAGCCCGCGAUUUCUCCUCUCUGCCUCAAGCUCACCCAGCUGCAGUGGAUGCUGUUAAUGGAGGAGAAGGAGGCGUAUGAGAAGGCGGUAGAGCAUACAGGCAGGCACGUACACAUUGCUCUGUUUCCCUCUGCGCUCCUACACGGCGAGCCCAACCCAUUGGAGCUGAUUCACCGCCACCGCCGCCUACCAGGCUUACCUAUCAUCCUCUCGUUUCCAUCCCCUCUCCUGUCCCCUCUCCCCUCCCCUCUUCCCACCCUCUCCCUUCCCCUCUUCCCACCCUCUCCCCUCCCCUCUUCCCACCCUCUUCCCUCCCCUCUCUCUACUCCAGACACGGCGAGCCUAACCCUCUGGAGUUGA